Ipomoea triloba (trilobed morning glory) is the source of this 1053-nucleotide messenger RNA. Its product is annotated as mitochondrial import inner membrane translocase subunit PAM16 like 2-like. The transcript has 5 exons. Lineage: Eukaryota; Viridiplantae; Streptophyta; Magnoliopsida; Solanales; Convolvulaceae. The record is from RefSeq and is a predicted model, not a curated record. Gene Ontology annotation, cellular component: TIM23 mitochondrial import inner membrane translocase complex. Bases 344 to 688 code for a protein of 114 amino acids. Gene Ontology annotation, biological process: protein import into mitochondrial matrix.
AAUACAGUAUAACCCUACCCAUCUUCUCUGCCGCCCACAUCCAUCGCGUCCCUCUGAUUCUCCGCUUCUCCUCCCUCGGCGUCUCCGCCUCUCACUCGGCGUCUCCGACUCUCUGCCUCGUCGGACUCAUCUUCUCUCUAUAUCUCGCAGCCUCUCCGGUUACGGUAGUCCACCAAGGCGCUUUCGGCUCUCUGCAGUCAGCGCUUUCAAGUUCGAAGCUCCUCUCUCAUCACACCUCUGUGGCAAUCCAUCGAACAGGUGGUGUGUUUGAACCGAUUUAUUGUAAAUUUUGAAGUCUAUUUCUACUUUUCUAGUUCUGCCAGCUUGGUUGGAGUUUAUAGAAAUGGCAGCAAGAAUUAUUGCACAAUUGAUUGUGAUGGGCUCUGGGAUGAUGGUGAGGGCAGUUGCUCAAGCAUAUCGCCAGGCACUGGCAAAUGCUUCAAAAACUGGUGCUGCUCAAGAAGUUGCUCAGAAUAUCAGAAGAGCGGGCAAAACUAUGACAGAAACUGAGGCCAGGCAAAUUCUUGGUGUUGCAGAGAAAUCCACAUGGGAAGAGGUCUUGCAGAAGUACGACAACCUGUUUGAGCAAAAUGCAAAGAACGGGAGCUUCUAUCUUCAAUCGAAAGUCCAUCGAGCAAAAGAAUGUCUAGAAUCAGUUUACCAAAGUAAAACAGAGGGAGCAAAUUAAGAGUUGUUCUCAUACGUAGAUCUUAUGGUGGUGUUCUCAGAUAUGGCUUUUUGUUUCCCCUAUAUCAUCAUUCACAUUAUUUCUGGGUAUUUCUUUACCCAUGCAAAUUGCCCAUUGUAGAAACAAUAACCAAAACGGUUUAUUGUGGCCAGAGAUGUCAGCUUGUUAAAAUCACAUACUCUAGUUGUAGAAUUACACAGAUAUAACACGAGAUUCGGGCCCUGUUUGGGAGAGUAUUUUUGAAGUUUGUCAAAUACGUAGUAUAAGAUAAUAUUAAGACAAUGUUUGGUUCAAGGAUGUUUUGGCAAAUUAUACCAUUGAUUGGUGUCUAGACCCUGAACUUAAAAUAACAUUAAUAUUCUGUA